This is a messenger RNA of Gadus chalcogrammus (walleye pollock), 2699 nucleotides long. Its product is annotated as interferon regulatory factor 2-binding protein 1-like. The transcript has 2 exons. Gene Ontology annotation, molecular function: transcription corepressor activity. Bases 261 to 2057 code for a protein of 598 amino acids. NCBI's taxonomy places the organism in Eukaryota, Metazoa, Chordata, Actinopteri, Gadiformes, Gadidae. Gene Ontology annotation, biological process: regulation of transcription by RNA polymerase II. Gene Ontology annotation, cellular component: nucleus. The record is from RefSeq and is a predicted model, not a curated record.
UGACGUGUAGGUGUAUCCGGUGUCUUACAACAUUUUACUUCCUUCCAGACAGACCGACACGAACAACCCAAGAAAGAAGACGUUGAUAACUUUUUAACGGUGUAAUCCUCUGUCGUGUUCGAUCUUAGUUUAAUUGUAAUAAUUCCUACAGAUCUCGAGACAUGCGGUCGAUCGUGUCUGGAUAUUAAAUAAUUAUUGAAACACGAAGACUGCAAAGCGUGGGCCUCUGAAGAAAGUUUGUGCGAGGGCCUGUAAACAACAUGUCUUCCGCCUCGCAGGCAUCCUCUAGACGGCAAUGGUGCUACCUUUGCGAUCUCCCCAAGAUGCCGUGGGCAAUGCUGUGGGAAUUCAGCGAGGCGGUAUGUCGCGGAUGUGUGAAUUACGAUGGUGCGGACAGAAUCGAGCUUCUAAUAGAAACUGCCAGGCAAUUAAAAAGCACCCAUGGGGUUUUAGACGGGAGGUCUCCCGGACCACAGCAAAGCAAACCCACCUCGAGUGGGCCAAUGGAAGGGGGGCGCCAGCAUUCAGAACGUAUAGACCGGGGGAGGGGAGAGUAUGGGGUCUCCUCUUCUCGUCUUCCCAAUGGUCUGCACAGAGCUGAAGAUGUGGCCAUAUCAGAGGGAAGCAGGCAAAGCCCCAAUCCUCGAAGGGCAAUAGUUGGAGCAGUUUCUACUCUACACGGAUCUAUCCCUCAUGCCUUGCUGGCACAAGGGUUAGUAGGAGCUCCUCAUGGUCUAUUAGCCCCACUAGGAAGCUCCAGGGCUGGAGCCCCAUCUAUUGCUGUCUCAGCUGGACCUAUAAUGGGAGAGUCUGGCAGAAGACAAGCUGUGUCCUUGGGUGUGGGGCCUAGUGCCUCUACCUUGGUGGGUCUGGAUGCUGGGGUCUGGAGAAAUGGUGAAGUAAUGGCUGAGCUGGCAGAGAGCGCCCGCAGUAAAGCUGAAGGCUGGCCCAAUCGCCCAAAAGCAGUACGAGAUGUCCUCGUGACUCUCAACGGCUGUGUCCCGUUCAACGUGCGUUUUAGGAAAGAUCAUAAUUUAAUAGGGCGCGUGCUGGCCUUUGAUGCCAACACUACUCCCGAUUUUGAGCUGAAAGUUUUUGCAGAGUAUCCCUGCGGCUCCGGAAUCGUGUACUCCCAGAUCCCAGACCUGGUCAGGCAGAUGUUCCGCGACUCGGCCAAGGACGCCGGGAAAGCGGUGAACUCUGGGCUGCGCUACGUCGAGUACGAGAAACGCCCGGGCACCGGCGACUGGCGUGGACUCACCGAGCUGCUGAACGACGGCGUGCGUCUGUUCAAGGAGCCCCCGAUCCAGGAGGUGCUGCCACAGCCCUACCCCGAGGCGGGCAUGCCCAUGGCCACCGCCGGGCGACCGGUGCCUCCCAAGGGUGCGGCGCGCCGACGCAAGGCCUCACCGGGCUCAGAGAACGGAGAGGGUGAGGGCGCGCGCCCCGAUCACCCGUCUAGAGAGGCCUGGCAGCGCAGCGCCUACCAGGGCAUGGAGCCCCUCCCGGGCAUGGCCGCCCCUCAGGAGGGCGCCCCGCCUCGCCUGCACAGCCAACCCUCGCCCAUCUCUUCACUGAUGGGCGUCGCUGACAGCCUGAGCUCCAACCAGAUGUCCCGAGAGAGCCCGGGCAUGUCCGCAGCACACUCCUCCUCCUCGGCCAACCGCCCCGCCAGCGGCAGCCCCUCCACGGCCUCGGGCUCCCAGGCGUCACUGGGGCAGGGAGGGAGCCAGGUUGGCGCCGGCAGCAGUAGCUCCGCAGCAGGAGAGCCAGGAAUAGGCGCCCAAGGUGCCUUGCUCUGCUGCACCCUCUGCCGCGAGCGACUAGAGGACACCCACUUUGUCCAGUGUCCCUCUGUCCCACACCACAAGUUCUGCUUCCCGUGCACCCGUGCCUCCAUCCGCAGCCAGGGUCCCGGCGGGGAGGUGUACUGCCCCAGCGGGGAGCGCUGUCCCCUGUCCGGGUCCACCGUGCCUUGGGCCUUCAUGCAGGGAGAGAUCUCCACCAUCCUGGCUGGUGAUGGAGAUGUGACGGUGAAGAAGGAGAGUGACCCUUGACCUCCCAGCCCUGCAGUGGUGAAUGUGGCUCGGAAAACGACAACUUAGAAAGCACUUCCUGAAUUUCUCGAGCAGAAGUCCACUUGGCUGCAGUACAACAUAUGUGCCCCUGAGCUGAAAGGAAACCAGAAAUAUCCCGAACCUUUCCCACAAAAACCACCAGACUGACGGCUCUGGGAAGUGUUCCUUUUCUUUUGUUGUAUUUCUUUUUUUAAACAAUGGAAUCUCUUUUGAGUAAGGACACACGUCUGUUUCCGUAGGGGCUUACCUCACGUCACAACAUCGCUCAUGCAUUUAAAGGCCUACUGCAAAGGAUUAAAGGAGAGACAUUUUCUACAGGAUCGUUGUUCCAGCCAGGCCAUGUAUCUCCUCUUGUUCCCUCAGAAGCCCUGGAUUGAAAGCGCAGGGCGUAUGUUUAAAAAUGACAAUCUGUUUAUUGGUUUGUUCGUUGUUUUUGUUUCCAUUUUGUUCAUGUACUUUUGUAUACUGUUCUCUGCAAAUGAAUGACACCAAUAUUGAUUGUACGUGGUGUGAAAGAAAUUACAUUAUUCAUACCAGACACUGAGUGAAUGUCCAAAAAAAUAUGGUAAAAUGAUUAGGUCCUUUUUAAAGCCAAGGGUUUAAAAAACAAAUGUAAUCACA